Asterias rubens (European starfish) is the source of this 1579-nucleotide messenger RNA. RefSeq lists its product as uncharacterized. The transcript is spliced from 4 exons. The record is from RefSeq and is a predicted model, not a curated record. NCBI's taxonomy places the organism in Eukaryota, Metazoa, Echinodermata, Asteroidea, Forcipulatida, Asteriidae. Bases 181 to 1359 code for a protein of 392 amino acids.
AUUAGGGGAUUUCCCCUCUGGUUCGGAAUGCAAUUCAAGAGCACGGAUCGAGAACCCUGCAGAGGAAGUAGUAGACCUACAUACGUGAUUUGGGUUUUCACUUGUCGGUGAUAGCAUGAAAAGGAAACAAACUGGAAAGUGUAUUUCUAAUAUUGGUUAUUUAGCAGAUACUUGGGCAACAUGAGCGGACUGGGUGAUCAAAGCAGCACAGAAAACUUCAAAGGCAAGGAAGUUGGGAUGGAAGCUGAAACCGUUUUCCAGAAUGCGGAAGAUGUCUUGGAAGAUGUGAAAGAUGUGAAAGACAACAUGUCCUCAGCAGAUGAAUGGGUAGAUGCCGCUGAUCAAUUUGAGCAGAUGACAGAAACUGAGGCAGAGACAUCUCAGGAACAGGUGACGGAAGGUGCUGUUGGAGGAUCCCAACAGUCAGUGGCAACAGACGGUGCUGUUGGAGGAUCCCAACAGUUUGAGGCAACAGAAGGUGUUGGAGGAUCCCAACAGUUGGAGGCAACAGAAGGUGUUGGAGGAUCCCAACAGUCAGAGGCAACAGAAGGUGUUGGGGGAUCCCAACAGUCAGAGGCAACAGAAGGUGCUGUUGGAGGAUCCCAACAGUCAGAGGCAACAGAAGGUGUUGGAGGAUCCCAACAGAUGGAGGCAACAGAAGGUGUUGGAGGAUCCCAACAGUCAGAGGCAACAGAAGGUGCUGUUGGAGGAUCCCAACAGUUGGAGGCAACAGAAGGUGUUGGAGGAUCCCAACAGUCAGAGGCAACAGAAGGUGCUGUUGGAGGAUCCCAACAGUCCGAGGCAAAACCGAUGUCAGAGGGUGCAGUAGGAGGAUGGCAACAUAACUGUCAGGCAGCAACACCCGUAUUCCCGCCACUGUUCCCCAGAACUUUGCAAGAACCUACCGACCCUUCAGAAGACCUCCUUCGCUCCAAAUUUAUCAGACAGGUGACAAAAUACGAGGGAGCACCUGUUGCUCCGAGUGAAGUUUUUGAGCUCCAGUGGACAGUUUAUCAAGACGAGUUAGAUGGCUACCUCACAGAUGGACUGGUGCCUCAAGAUACUGUAGCCUCUGCUGGCAUCGACGAGGAAUCCUAUAAACAAAUGCAGCAGUGUGCACAGGCACUACAGGACCAGCUUUUUGAGGGAAACCUUCUAUUAUGUCUCGGGAAUCUGAGAGGUUUCAGAAGGAUCUUCUCAAGUUCAAAGGAUCCUUGUCUUCGUCAUGCCUUCCGAGGAAACCCACUGGAGGUUCUGCAGAAUAUCUACUACGGGGGCGAGGGGAUACUGCCGGAAGACAGGAUGCUUUUGGACGACCCUUUUCACUACACUAAAAAUCCUGAUUACAUGAAUAAUUGAAGAAUCUGUUGUGACCAGAUGGAAGUUCUCAAGGUGGAAAACCAAAGUGCCUCGUGACUGGAAAACCUUCAAGUAGUCAUCAACUCAACAUGAACUACUACUUUAUAAUAAUUUUAGAUGGUUGUGAGUUCAUCAAGAGGUGAAAUCUGGACCAUUCCAUUUCAUUCGACUUCACCUUGCAAAAUGGAAGUCAGAUUUCACUAAGCCCUACCCCCCCCCC